UCAAAUUCGUCAAAUUCAGAUCAAACAUCAAAUGUGAUAGAGAUAUAAAUAAUUAUUUUUGAUAAAUAUUUUAAUUUCUAACUGAAAAUUCAGUUUAUUUGUGUUUUUUAAAGAUCUUUUUCGUUUCGCUACCUUUAUUUCGUGUAUUAUGAAAUAACAGUCACAGCUGGUGAUGAUGAACGUUCUCCGUUCCAUGUUCGGGGGGUGCAGCAGCUCCGCGGAGAAGGGGGAGGUGCACGACACCGUGCGCAGGAUCCUGGGCAGCGAGCUGGUGAUGAAGGAUAACACAGACAAAUAUAACCAGAGGACCAAAUACGUGAAUCAUAUACAAGAAAAUCUUUCAAAAAUACUGGAUUUAAAAACGACACCGAAAACGAAAUCUACCAAGAAGCAUGCUCCAAUUACACCCGAGAAUACUGAUUCUAUUGACGAAAGACCUGGACGGAUUGGACCUAAGCUUGUAGUGUUCGAUGCACUAACGGGUACCGGGAGGCUAGUCCUCGUUGGAGAUGAGCGUGUCAGUGUACAGGGUCUGUCGAACUUCGCAACGAUACGAGCUACGGCUUGCGUUUACGCUGGAAAGUGGAUGUUUGAGGUGCAACUCGGUACGAAAGGCAUUAUGCAGAUCGGCUGGUGCACUGCAGCCUGCCAGUUCUCCAUGGACACGGGAGUUGGGGACACGGCCCACUCAUAUGCUUACGACGGUGGUAGAGUCAGACGGUGGAAUGUGGCCACCUCACCCUAUGGCCAGGCCUGGCUGUCUGGUGACGUCAUCGGCUCGUGUAUAGACUUGGAUAAGGGGACUUUGGAGUACUACCGUAACGGCUUAUCUCUUGGCAUGGCCUUCACGAAGGUGGCCAAAGGGUCUGGCCUUGCCUAUUUCCCAGCAGUUUCUUUGGCUAUGCAAGAACAUCUUUAUGCAAACUUCGGACACUUACCAUUUAUCUUUCCAGUAGAAGGUUAUGCUCCAAUACAAGCAGCACCUACUCGGAAUUGUGUUCGUGCAACGAUACUGUUGAAAUCGCUUGAUGCAUUGGUUGAUGAGCUGGAAAAACUCUCUGAUCUUAAGCCUCCAGUCACUACUAGGAGUAGUAAGGCAAAGUCUGAAACAUCUAGGUCUGAAGAAGAAGUGGCGUUGCGUAUUCACAGCUCGAACUCCGCUUACACUCCGAGAGCCUCGCCACAUAGUAUAUUAGAUACUCAGAACAUUGAAAUUAAGAAAAUGUCAAAUAAGGCUUUUCUAAUGUCCAUCGCAAGACUGGUUGUGGAAGAGCUACGUCCAGUGCUAAAAUCCUCGUAUGUGGUAGUAUCGGAAUUGCUGCCAAGGUUCAAAGGAGCACUGGGCUUGAGGGCAAAAGACCAAUGUCCCGAGCCAAAAGCUGCACAGUUCUAUCAGAAAAUGAAGGAACAAAAGUUUCAUGGACUUGCUCAGAAAAUGCUAUCGCAACCAAAAUCACGAGUAUCAAGUCUUCUGAACAUGCUCUGGAUAUUUCUAGAAGAAACUGUGCUGUGUGAUAUACUAGAACACUGUGUUGUGAGAGAGUGUCUGCUUUAUGAUUUAGUACCAUCAGAUAUGAACUUCAAUCAACAAAUCGAGGCAGUAUACGCUUUAUGUGGUCUGAUGCAGCAUCGAGAAACUAGACACUACCUUGUCAAAUAUGUGUUUUUCAAUAAAAUAACGUUCGAUAAUUUCCUGAACGUCAAAUGCCCCGAUGACACCGUUCUGCGCUCAGUUAUUCGAAAACCAUGGUGGCAACGACCAACUUCUGUGCAAGGAGAAACAGAUCCAAAAAUUGCUGAAAUAGCUGAAAAAGGAGUUAUAGAGACAUCAACAUUCGCGCCAAAUGUCACAGAAAAAAUGUCUAAGCUCCAGUCAACUGCCGAAAGUGAUAGUACUCUGGAAGCACAGUAUAGAGAAGAUUGUUAUAAAAUCACCAAAGCCAUUACAACUUUAGAAAGAAUACAGAUGGAAUUCCUUCUAAUGCUGCUCGAUAACUCUGACGGCACAAACAUGGUACCAUCAACAAGGAAGAUCUUUUUGGAAAAGUUUAGGAGGUACAUUAUGGACAACUGCAUAUUGGAUUUGAGACUGUUUAACGUUUCUCGAAAUUCACCCGCUAUCUCCUGGUGUUGUCACGCACGUCUUCUUUCAGCCGUGCUGCAUCUAUGGCACGAAAAUCCCUUAGGCCAUCCCCAAGCCCCUCCUCAUAUUCCUGCAAGAACAUUUAUCGACGGUGAACUGGAUUUCUACAACGUUGAUCGUCUCGGAGGCGUCCUACCUUUCCUUGUAAGGACAUUACGACAGGACUUGAUCGACGUUCUGGGUGAAGACAACACCUUUAUACAGAGCUUCGAACCGAACUACAACAGAGCGGGAGGCGUUGACACGGGUGUAAGUGAAAUGGCAGCUGGAUCACCUGGUCUUGCAACGCUUCCUCAAGUGAUAUCCUCAAUGGCGCGCUUCAUGCAUCCCCCCAUACCAUCAAUAGCGAACAGAACUACCGGCGAAACGGCCCUGGCACUAAAAGGGACGAGGUCAAUGAUGCCAGGCGCUGGACCCAUUGAUGAUAGAAACGCGUACUUGAGGUUACUCGAUGGACUGCUUGCACUAUACCACGGAGCAGCAAUAAAACAUGCUGAGAAACUUUGUGAGCUUCGUGACAAUCAACUCGAUUUGGCUGACUGUCUUUACGACAUAGAGAAUCGAAUUACAAUUGUUACCCAGGAACUUCAGGCUCUUUCAGGUUCUGCAACUGGAACGGAAGAUGGUCAGAAGAAAUUAGAACUUUAUAAAGUCAUGCUCAAAGAACUAGACAGAUCCAAGAGUGUUUACGAGGAAAAGCUGGAAGCCAGUGCCCUCCAAAUGGCGUGGGUGAUCGGUGCAGUGUGGACGAAGCAACGGCAAUCGGAGCUAGCUACGCACUUUGCAGGGGCCUUGCAUUCACUGCGAAUCGCUUCGGACCCUGACUACGCCACUCACGUCCAAACUUCAAGUAAAGAGAUCCUGGCUGGAAAAAGUUCUAUAUUAGGAGCUCAAAGUUAUGCGUCACUUCAAUUAGAAUACACUUCUAGUUCGGAUCAGAGUCCACAGACACCCACGUCAAGAGCACCCACUCCUCGAGCUGAAUCUAAUACGCAAAUUGGAACUACCAGCCCUGACACUGGUACAGAGUUUACGGAGUCGUUAUUCGCGUUUGUACCAGAGUACCACGUGGAUGCCAUGUUAGAAUUGUGCAACACAUUAAGACUGUAUAUGCACCCGACCAUAACCGUUCAGCAAAUACCAGAAUGGGAAGAACUAGUGGUAUCCUGUGCUGCGUUUCUGUGCGCAGAGUUCGCGGAUUCUCGGAUAGUGCUAGCGAGCACGCGGGAGUCUCUUGUGCAGACGCUGGCUUCUUUCGCGACACAGCCGGCCACCAUGCGGGCUAUUGAACGAGUCCCUUUAAAACAACAAAUGUGUAUGGUGGAAGAACUGAUACGUCCAUACCAGAACCGCGCUUGGGCGCAAUCAAACUGGGUGCUUGUACGUUUCUGGCAUGGUUCAGGCUUUGGUUACCGGCAUAGACAGUGGCCACAUUUAGCUGCAAGUUUCGGUGAUAGAGAACCUACAGUUAACAAUUUAGGAGCUAAAGUGGACGCUGCACUUAUGAGUCAGUGUUUUGGGCCAUGUCCUUCAGAAGUUAUUCAAAGUCGAAUAGCAGACUAUUUGAAGACCCAUCCGAAGGAGUCUGCUGCUUACCUCAAUUCCCUUCUGAGUCAGUUAAACUGGGCCUUCUCCGAAUUCUUCACAAUGAUGCAAGAGAUUGACCGAGUGGAAGAAGAUGCUCAGCUAGAACCUCGUCAGAUCAAGUUAUGUGCAACAUGCUUCGACCUGUAUCACGGAUUAGCACGAGCGCUCGAAAUGACGCUUGCAUUAUUCCCGGAAUUGCUGACGAAACCAAGUGCCAGCAUCAACCAGAAUGAACUUCUGUUGGGGAGAACCAGUCAGAUUCUAAUGGCAGUGCUGUCCCGAAUCUGCGUGCCAGGAGGCGGCAGUUCCAGUUUCGCGAGGCUCAUCAAACGAGGUCUCCCCGAUACGGACAGGAUGCACUACUACGUGGCCUUGGCGCCGGUAGCUGGUUGCCUCAUUAGGAUGCUGGACCCUAAGUUACCAGAAGAGCAUUUGAAUAAAGUAACUAAUGCUCUAGCGUCCGAGCCUUUAUUUCGAUUGGACGGACUGGAAUUUAUGUUAGAAAAAGAUAAAAGCAAACCUUUCUCUUUUUACAAAUUUGUAGGAGACGUAACUUUGGAAGAACUAGCGGCUCUUGAAGCGGUCGUGGAACGCCUCAGAACGGCCAAGGAAGCCCUGGCAAUGUCGGGAUCCCCUGGCUCGAGCGGUGCACAGUCAGACCUUCUCUGCACUAUAUGUUACGCAAGACCAGCCGAUACGGCCUUUGUACCGUGUGGGCAUCAUUCUUGCAGGCCAUGCAUAAUGCAGCACCUACUGAACAGUAAACAGUGUUUCUUCUGUAAAGCGGAAAUCGAUACCGUUCGAGAAAUAGAGCCUGCGAACAGUUAAAAUACCUAUUUCCUUAAUCAGUGGACUUUUCCAGUACCUACUCUGUGAUAUAUUUUAUCAAUUGACAUUUUUACACCUUAGAGAUAGUUACUUGAAGUUGAAAUACUUAGAUCAAGGUUUUUACAAUUGAAGUCGUCGAGAUUUAAUAAAAAGUGUUUUGGAUUUAUUGAA
Messenger RNA from Maniola jurtina (meadow brown), 4729 nucleotides. RefSeq names its product E3 ubiquitin-protein ligase RNF123-like. The record is from RefSeq and is a predicted model, not a curated record. NCBI's taxonomy places the organism in Eukaryota, Metazoa, Arthropoda, Insecta, Lepidoptera, Nymphalidae. The coding region runs from base 173 to 4558 and encodes 1461 amino acids. Gene Ontology annotation, molecular function: protein binding; ubiquitin-protein transferase activity. The transcript has 36 exons. Gene Ontology annotation, cellular component: cytoplasm.